Coniosporium apollinis CBS 100218 is the source of this 1050-nucleotide messenger RNA. RefSeq lists its product as uncharacterized. The transcript is spliced from 4 exons. Bases 1 to 1050 code for a protein of 349 amino acids. The record is from RefSeq and is a predicted model, not a curated record. Gene Ontology annotation, biological process: transmembrane transport. NCBI's taxonomy places the organism in Eukaryota, Fungi, Ascomycota, Dothideomycetes.
AUGGCAGUGCAGUCUAAGAUCGAUAGUCUUCCGCCCUGGGGUGGCGCUGUCGCCGGCGCAACUGGAGCGGUGCUUGCCAAUGCGCUCGUAUACCCGUUGGACAUUGUCAAGACUCGCCUACAAGUGCAGGGAAAGCGCUCUUCGCAAGCCUCCGACUCCAACCCCGCCACAUCAGACCACUACGACUCGACCCUCGAUGCAAUCUCCAAAAUCGUCAGUUCAGAGGGCUUGUCAGGCCUCUAUGCCGGCAUGGCGGGUUCCUUGAUCGGCGUCGGAUCAACGAACUUUGCAUAUUUCUACUGGUACUCCGUUAUCAGGUCACUUUAUCUAGCCCGGCAGACCACCCCAGUGCCACCGAGCACCGCCGUUGAGCUAUCCCUCGGCGCUGCUGCGGGAGCGGUGGCCCAGCUAUUCACGAUACCCGUUGCGGUGGUGACGACGCGGCAACAAACUCAGCCGAGGCAUGAGCGGAAAGGCUUGAUUGCUACGGGCAGGGAAGUUGUCGACAGCGAAGAUGGAUGGACGGGUCUAUGGAGAGGACUGAAGGCGAGCUUGGUGUUGGUGGUCAACCCGGCCAUCACGUACGGCGCGUACCAGAGACUGAAGGACGUAUUGUUCCCAGGCAAGAAGAAUCUCAAGCCUUGGGAAGCUUUCGCCCUCGGUGCCAUGUCGAAGGCCUUGGCCACCAUUGUAACCCAGCCGCUUAUUGUAGCCAAGGUAGGCCUACAGUCAAGACCUCCGCCAUCAAGGAACGGCAAGCCUUUCAAGAGCUUCAUCGAGGUGAUGCAGUACAUAAUCGAACAUGAGGGCCCACUCGGGCUUUUCAAGGGCAUUGGACCUCAGAUAUUGAAAGGCCUGCUAGUUCAGGGUAUAUUAAUGAUGACCAAGGAAAGGAUGGAACUUACCUUCCUCAUCCUUUUCCGCUACGUCCGCAAGGUCCGGGCAGAGAAGCUACAGAAAUACGCCGAAAUGGCGUCAGACAGAGCGAGGAAGGUGGCAGAUGCUGCUGCGAGUAAGGCCAAGCAGGCCGCACCGGUGCUCGUGAAGUGA